Colletotrichum spaethianum is the source of this 2673-nucleotide messenger RNA. Its product is annotated as H(+)/Cl(-) exchange transporter 3. Gene Ontology annotation, cellular component: Golgi apparatus; membrane; early endosome. Gene Ontology annotation, biological process: transmembrane transport; chloride transport. The transcript has 6 exons. Bases 1 to 2673 code for a protein of 890 amino acids. Gene Ontology annotation, molecular function: voltage-gated chloride channel activity. The record is from RefSeq and is a predicted model, not a curated record. NCBI's taxonomy places the organism in Eukaryota, Fungi, Ascomycota, Sordariomycetes, Glomerellales, Glomerellaceae.
AUGGCCGGUACUGUACACAAUGAUUCGUCCGCCUCAUCUUCUUCGCGCCCGCUGAACAACGGUAAUAGCAGCGCCAGCAGCGACCCCGCCGACCGAGACGAACUGGACUUUUGGAGCGAAGACGAAGACAUCGCCGACGUCCUGACUGAAGAUCCGAUCCGCGAGGACCUCGAAGAACCCUUGUCCUUCAAGCGCAAGCAGAAGCAGACCGUUCCGUCGGCAUCAGGGCGCUUCCUAUCUGCCUUCACCGGCUCGCGAUCGGGCACAGCCUCCCCUGACUCUUCGCCGCGAGUUCGAACACCGACCCAAGACCCCAACAGAUCUCCCCGGAGAGCAGGCGUGCAUGGCACUGCAAACCAAGGCACAAAAGAUGGCGCGCCGCUGGACUGGUACGUCGAGGGACCGGGCAGGAGAGUGGGAUACGAGGAUUUGACGGCCAUCGAUUGGAUCUUUGAAUACACAAAGGAGCGCCAGCGUCUGCGCGUCCUCCACUCGAGCGCGCAUGGCCUGCUCGGCCUGUUAAAGCAGCUUCUGGAUGCCAGCGAAGUCUGGGUUAUUCUGAUUCUGACCGGCAUGGCUGUUGGAGCCGUUGCUGCUGGCAUCGACAUUACGACCGAUUGGCUUGGCGACCUGAAGACUGGCUACUGUUCCAGCGGUCCAGAAGGCGGCGCGUUCUAUUUGAACAAAAACUUUUGCUGCUGGGGUUACGAUGAAAUGUCCAAGUGCGCUGGCUGGACACCUUGGGCCAAGGCAUUGGGGAUUUCUUCGGCUGCUGGUAAAUGGUUCAUGGAGUACUUCUUCUUCCUCAUCUUCUCGGUCAUUUUGGCAUCGGCAGCGGCUGUACUGGUUAAGGAGUACGGGAUGUAUGCUAAACACAGCGGUAUACCCGAGAUUAAGACGGUGUUGGGUGGCUUUAUUAUUCGCAGGUUUCUCGGCAGCUGGACUUUAAUUACAAAGUCGCUGGGUUUGUGUCUUGCUGUUGGAUCCGGCAUGUGGCUGGGCAAAGAGGGACCUCUGGUUCAUGUUGCCUGCUGCUGUGCCAACUUGUUUAUCAAGCUGUUCACGAACAUCAAUGACAACGAGGCCCGGAAGAGAGAGGUCCUGUCUGCGGCAGCUGCCUCCGGCAUCUCUGUUGCUUUUGGGUCCCCGAUCGGAGGUGUAUUGUUCAGUCUCGAACAACUUUCUUACUACUUUCCUGACAAAACGAUGUGGCAAAGUUUUGUCUGCGCCAUGACGGCGGCUGUGGUUCUCCAGGCAUUUGACCCCUUUCGAACGGGACAGCUUGUCAUGUAUCAAGUCAAAUUCAGUACCAGCUGGCAUGGCUUCGAGCUCAUCCCCUUUGCUGUACUUGGCAUUCUGGGUGGAAUAUAUGGCGGCCUCUUCAUCAAAGCCAAUAUGGCCGUGGCCAGAUGGAAGAAGAACACGCCGUGGCUACCCGGACCCAUCACCCAGGUCGCUGCGAUUGCCCUCCUUACGGCACUUAUCAAUUACCCGAACCACUAUAUGAAGUUUCAAACUUCAGAGCUUGUAUCAAACCUGUUUGUCGAGUGCUCCAAGUACGUCGACGACCAGAUUGGACUCUGUAAGACAGGGGCUGCAUCGGCACCUACUAUAGUGCUUCUGAUUUUCGGAGCCAUCCUUGGUUUUUUCUUGGCCACUGUAACCUUUGGUCUCCAGCUGCCUGCUGGCAUUAUUUUGCCUUCAAUGGCCAUCGGUGCUCUCACGGGCCGGGCCGUGGGUAUUAUCAUGGAGAUCUGGGUCGCAAACCACCCUGCGUUCUUCCCCUUUGCCUCCUGCGAACCAGAUGUCCCGUGUGUGACUCCUGGGACGUAUGCCAUCAUUGGUGCAGCAGCCACUCUGGCUGGAGUCACUCGCAUGACUGUUUCGAUCGUGGUUAUCAUGUUCGAGCUGACAGGAGCUUUGACGUAUGUCCUUCCCAUCAUGAUUGCCGUCAUGAUCUCGAAGUGGGUAGGAGACGCGUUCUCUCGGAAGGGUAUCUACGAGGCCUGGAUUCACUUCAACGAGUAUCCGUUCUUGGACAACAGCGAGGAGAUGGUCAUACCAGACAUUCCCGCUUCCCAGAUCAUGACUCGUAUCGAGGAUCUGGUUGUGCUUACAGCGACGGGCCACACUAUUCGCAGUCUCAAGAACAUCCUCGACAUGCACCCUUACCGAGGCUUUCCAGUUAUCUCAGACCCCCGCGAAGCUCUGCUGCUGGGAUACAUCUCACGAGCAGAGCUCACCUACAACUUACAAAUGUGUUCUCAGCCACCACGGUCCCUUCCGCUGGAGACGGAAGCUUUCUUCUCCCAUCAGCCUCUUGCGGAUCCUCGCACCACGCUUGAUCUCCGGCCGUGGAUGGACCAGACACCCAUCACCAUGGCAUCGCGCUCUAACCUGCACCUGGCUGUGAGUUACUUCCAGAAGCUCGGCCUGCGGUACGUCCUCUUCAGCGACCGCGGUGCCCUGCAGGGUCUCCUGACGAAGAAGGACGUUUGGUAUGUCCUCAAUGGUGCGGAUGAGACGCGUCGGACCAGCGGGUUGUCGAGAGACAUGGGCGUCGAUACCGGCAUUACGAGAGAGGAUGCCGGCGGUGAGCAGAGGGGCCUGCUAAGGGGCGACGGACACGAGGAGGGAAUUAGUCCGGCGGACGACCGUGAAACAAUAUUAUAA